This is a messenger RNA of Medicago truncatula (barrel medic), 1615 nucleotides long. Its product is annotated as lysosomal amino acid transporter 1. Lineage: Eukaryota; Viridiplantae; Streptophyta; Magnoliopsida; Fabales; Fabaceae. Gene Ontology annotation, cellular component: membrane. The record is from RefSeq and is a predicted model, not a curated record. The transcript has 12 exons. The coding region runs from base 179 to 1303 and encodes 374 amino acids.
GGUUGUGACCAAGUUAGAAUUUCUCUAGAAUGACUUAUCUGUGUAGUUUUGGUGGGCUAUCUUCCUACAAAACCAGCUUCGUUUCAUUCACUUUAAGCACACAAAUAAAAAAGCUUUUGUAAGUUAAAGCUCACUUACAAAGAGAAAGAUAACUAUAUGCUUCAUAUACACAAAUCAAAUGGCACCCUCUUACUGCGUUAAGGAGAACAAAGAGUGUGUGAAAUGGGUUGAGACAUACUUCAAAGACUGUCUUUGCAAUUUGAGAGAUGACAUAUCAUUCAGUUUGGGACUCAUGAGUUUAGUAUCAUGGGGAGUUGCUGAAAUUCCUCAGAUAAUCACCAUUUUUCGCAACAAGUCAAGCCAUGGAAUUUCCCUUGCCUUUCUCCUUACUUGGGUAGCAGGAGACAUAUGCAACUUGGUGGGUUGCCUCCUUGAACCAGCUACGCUGCCUACACAGUUUUACACAGCUCUGCUUUAUGCAAGCACUACAAUCAUAUUACUACUGCAAAUUGUAUACUAUGAUCACAUCCUCAGAUGGUGCAAACAUCGUCAGAAUGUUAAGAGUAAAUUGGAUAAUGAAGAAGAGAAAAGACCCUUGAAUCCAAAACCAAGUCAAGUGUACUCUGGGAUUGCAAUACCAAAUGGCACACAAAAAGAAGCAGCUCGAGGGGAGUACUACUACAUGUCAGCAAGAUCGUUAGCGGGGAGUGCAACUCCACCCUCGUUUACCCAUCUAAGAGCUGCUAAAAGUGGUCCUUCAGCCUUGGAAUUCAUCCACGAUUCUUCUGAUGAUGAUGAAGCAUCUCAAGUUACGUCCAAUAUCUCUACAACCAAGCCUUGGUCCAUACCACGUUCUGUCGAUGGACGUUAUGGAACAUUUCUAGCUACAGCCAUUAACUUGCCCUUAAAGGGUAAUUCAAUGAGAUAUGGAUACAUAGGAUUUACUGGAAUAAAACUCCUUAAGGAGAACGAGGUACAUAGUACAUAUGGACAAUAUUUGGGAUGGAUCAUGGCUGCUAUAUACACAUGUAGUCGAAUUCCUCAAAUAUGGUUGAACAUUAAAAGAGGUAGUGUAGAGGGCUUAAAUCCUUUCAUGUUCGUUUUUGCACUGAUUGCUAAUACUUCUUACGUGGGAAGUAUUCUUGUACGAACAACUGAGUUUGAAAGCAUCAAAGCAAAUUUGCCAUGGUUGUUGGAUGCCACAGUUUGCGUGGCACUAGACUUUUUUAUAAUAUCGCAGUACAUUUACUAUAGAUACUUUCGCAGCAGUGAAUCAAGUGAUGAUGGAGAAUACUUGAAGUAGAAGCAAGUUGAUCAAUCUUGAUUUAUGUAGCUGUGAUGUACUCAUGUCAAAUUAAAUAAAUAAUUUACAAAAAUUGAGCCAUUAUAAUGCUUAUUUUAGACUAUUUAAGAAGAGUGUGUAUGAUAGUGGCUAUACUCUGAAAUUGUUCAGUUGAUUCAAUCACAUGGAUAGCUGUGAGACUCAUAUGAGAGACCAUAGUUUCUUUAGAAGUCUGAAUUUCUUUAUCAUAAUUUUUUAUGGAGCUAUUUCCGAUCUAACUCACUUUGUAAUUUGUUCAACUGGAGAUGGGUCAAUGAUUCGAAUUUAAUUUUA